AUGGUCUUCUUGCCCUCAAAAGAGGCCGGUGAGCUAGGGCCGGUCCCCGACAGCAUUCCGAUCUGUGAUUUCAUUCUCAACGAAAAACAUGGACGAGUGGCACACGAUAGCUCUCGGGAUCCAUACACAUGCGGCCUGACUGGAAAGUCAUAUUCGUCGCGCGAGGUCGUGGACCGCGUGGACCACUUGGCUCGGGGCCUCUCCAAAGAAUUUGGAUGGGCGCCAAAUCAAGGGUCGGAAUGGGACAAGACGCUGGCCGUCUUUACGCUGAACACGAUCGACUCCCUACCCCUAUUCUGGGCCGUUCAUAGAUUAGGAGGUGUCAUCUCUCCUGCAAAUGCAUCCUAUUCCGCCGCCGAGUUGACACACCAGCUCCUCGAUUCAAAGGCGAAAGCCCUGGUCACCUGUGUUCCUCUCCUGUCUAUCGCGAUUGAGGCUGCAGCCAAGGCUGGUCUCCCAAAGAGUCGGAUAUAUCUAUUUGAUUUGCCGACGCAGCUUUUCGGUGCCACAAAGGCCCCGACAGAGCUCAAGUCUGUUACAGAAAUUGCGGAAGCUGGGAAAUCAUUGCCGCCAGUUGAAGAGUUGAAAUGGAGUGCGGGAGAGGGUGCUCGACGAACGGCAUUUGUGUGCUACUCUAGUGGAACUUCUGGUUUGCCGAAAGGAGUGAUGAUCUCGCACCGCAAUGUGAUCGCGAAUGUACUGCAGAUUGCUGCAUUUGAGAAGGCCUAUCGGGAAAAAAGAGCGCCACCGGGAGGCGUAUAUACUGCGGUGUCCCUUGGCCUUCUUCCCCAGAGCCACAUCUAUGCCCUUGUGGUAAUUUGCCAUGCUGGUGCAUACCGGGGAGACCAGACAAUUGUCCUUCCCAAAUUUGAACUGAAAUCGUACCUUUCCUCGAUUGCGCAUUUCAAAAUUUCCUCGCUCUUCUUGGUUCCUCCAAUAAUUAUACAUAUGCUUGGUGCUAAGGAAGAGUGCUCUAAGUACGAUCUGAGCUCGGUGCAGACUCUGUUCACCGGUGCUGCGCCAUUGGGACCGGAGACUGCAGCGGAUUUCCUGAAGGUGUGGCCAAAUGUUCUUAUACGGCAAGGUUAUGGCUUAACGGAAACAUGCACGGUUGUCAGCUCAACAAAUCCUGACGACAUCUUCCUCGGUUCAUCUGGCACCCUGGUUCCAGGAUUCGAGGCUCGAAUCAUGACACCCGAAGGCAAAGAAAUCACAGACUAUGACACUCCAGGCGAGCUCGUUGUCAGAAGCCCAAGUGUUGUUCUGGGCUAUUUGAACAAUGACAAAGCCACCAAAGAGACUUUCGAAGAUGGUUGGAUGCGCACCGGAGACGAGGCUGUUGUACGACUCGGUCCUAAGGGCACAGAACACGUUUUCAUUGUUGAUCGUAUUAAGGAAUUGAUCAAGGUCAAGGGUCUCCAAGUUGCGCCAGCUGAGCUCGAAGCCCACCUUCUCGCUCAUCCAGAUGUUUCUGACUGUGCCGUUGUUGCUAUCCCAGAUGACCGUGCAGGAGAAGUCCCCAAGGCCAUUGUUGUCAAGGCACCUUCGGCAGGCUCGGAUGAGUCCGUCUCCGAAAAGCUGAUCAAACAUGUCGAAGAUCACAAGGCCCGUCACAAGUGGUUGAAGGGAGGUAUCAGAUUCGUGGAUGCUAUUCCCAAGAGCCCGAGCGGUAAGAUUCUUCGCCGAUUGAUCCGUGACCAAGAAAAGGAGGCACGGAGAAAGGCUGGUGUCAAGCUUUAG
Penicillium antarcticum is the source of this 1740-nucleotide messenger RNA. RefSeq names its product acyl--CoA ligase. Bases 1 to 1740 code for a protein of 579 amino acids. Lineage: Eukaryota; Fungi; Ascomycota; Eurotiomycetes; Eurotiales; Aspergillaceae. Gene Ontology annotation, molecular function: CoA-ligase activity. The record is from RefSeq and is a predicted model, not a curated record. The transcript is spliced from 6 exons.